Messenger RNA from Drosophila melanogaster (fruit fly), 2815 nucleotides. RefSeq lists its product as uncharacterized. The transcript is spliced from 4 exons. The coding region runs from base 258 to 1172 and encodes 304 amino acids. Lineage: Eukaryota; Metazoa; Arthropoda; Insecta; Diptera; Drosophilidae. Gene Ontology annotation, cellular component: cytoplasm; nucleus. The record is from RefSeq and is marked reviewed.
GAGUAUUAUUGAUUGCAGCAGGAAGAAGCAAAAGAAAGGCGCAGCUAGCUAAAUCAAAACUAUUCAAAACGGAAUUUGCAAUAAAACUAAAUUAUAAUUCAGUAAUACGACUGUCAGAGGACAUGCUCUAAGUUCCGGGGAAGUCCCCAUCUAGUGAGUUUCAGCAUUUUGAGUGACGCCCUGCGUGGGAAACUUUUUGAUUACCGCCGAUCCAGCAAGAGACACUUCGAGAAGUCCAUUUAAACUAUAUAGCCAUUAUGACCAAUUUAGAGAAGCAGCACGAGAUGGUGAAGCGUAGCCUGGUGCAGUUUAUCAGCGGCCACAUUCCGGGUGCCGACUUUAGUGUUGUGGACGAAAUCGUGCUUUCGUACAUUAUUUCGAUUUUGGAGGAGGCAUCCCAGGAUCCAUGCUUCGAUGUUGAGGGCUUUGUGGAGAUGAUGGGAGCCUACUUCGAGGAGUUUUCAACCAUUGACCAGGGCAUCAUCUGUGACUGGAUCUACAAGCUGGCCAAUGAGCUUACCGAUAUGGAGAAAACCCAGGAAAACCCAGACGCCGUCAACUUAUCGCUAAACUCCCUGAGCCUCUCCAGCAUUAUUCCGGAGUCCAAGCUGCGUGCUCGCAACUCGUCAACUUCCGAAAAAGACGAGCUCUCAUCGAACAGCAGCAGCAGUGGCGGCUGUGGCGGCAACAAGCGUUCCCAACAUCUUUCGGAGACUAGCGAUGGAGGUUCCACCGACAGCUCCAGCUCCACUUGCGACUACUUCCUGGACGAGACUGAGGUGCUCCAGGAAAUGUUUCCGGAUUCGGCAAUAGCCGAGAUCAAACACUGCAUCGCAAUUUCCAAGGGGGACAUCGAUAGCGCCACCCAGAUUCUCUUGCAUCGUCAAGAGACGAACCAGUGUAUUACUGACAAGUCGCAUACUACUUAUAUGAAGAAGAAUGUAAUCGUCGACGAUAAUGAACUCAAGAAUCGUAUUAUCGCUAGGUACUCCUAUGUUGACAAGAAUGCCACCCAGCGCGAGUACAAGCCGGUGGUACCGAAGAUGGAGCCUCGCAAGCUGGUUCGCUACCGGGACAAUAAGAUCGUAUCGCUUAAGGGCGAGCGGUACACCGAGAUUAAGCGUGACGAAGAUGCUGAGUUAAAAAAACCCAAGAAGCAGAUUCAACCGUAACUAAAGAGGAACAAAACCCUCUUCAAGUAUUUUAUCAAAAAGCAAAUUAAUACACACCCCAAUAACUUAUCCGCACCCACGAAAACGAUCUUCGCCAGUAGCAGUAGCUGCAGAUCCAACGUCACCAACAACAGCAGCCAUCCCGAAAUCGAGCACAGUGUGUGCAAUCAUAUGCAUAUUGUUGGGCUGAGCGCCGCCAAAAGCCAUGUCAGCACCUAUUCCAGCUUCACCACACCAGUGAUCCCCGCCAAGCUUAGCCAAUGUUUAGACGCUUCCCAAGACGAUGACGAUGAGCAGCGAGAGUUUAGAGACAAAGACGAGACACCGAGCACAGCGAAUCGGUUCCCAUAUCCGAGUGAGUAUGGUGCAGAGUUUGUGGCAUCUGCCGGCAUGUUGGUCAUACUGUUGCUAGUUGGCCAUUGCCACAGGACCUUGAGCCCUCAUCGCGCCAAUGCCCAUGACAAAGACACAAAGACUUUACAUACCAAAUUAGUUGAUAGUUAUGCUUUAGGACUACUCGCUUAUGCAAAUUUUGAGAGCCCAUCCAUCGCGGCCGCCUGCUUAUGAGUCUCGAUGCUGGGAGCAGGCGGUUCAGACGGAUCUGGACAUGGAUCUGUUUCCGUUGCCAGUCGUCAAUUAUGACGACUGGGGUCGCGCCUGCGCUGUGACUUUUCCUUAGUUCCUUACGCAAGCGAAUUCAAAUCGAACCGUAUCUGUGAAAAUCGUGAAUCUCAAACUCUUGAAUGUCCUCGAACAGUAUUGUUAAACAUACUUCAGUCCCUAGGAUCAGACGCAGGUGCGACACCAAAACCGAAUUUGGCGCUCAAAUAGACUUAUUUAGACGUUUUUAGGUACUCGAAUUGAUAAAUUUUGUUGGCCGUGUGCGUGUUUUUGAAAAGCGCAGCUGCACAAGUAACUUGCCAUAUCUGUUUAAGAUCUGUUAACCCAUUUUGUAUCGUGUAACUCGUUUUGUUUUUCUCUGGUCCAAGCUAACUAGCAAGAGUAAACUAGCAACAAUGCCACCAAAGCCACAUGCAACACAAACUAGUCCUCACCGCCCACUGAGAUAUCUGGAACCCAUAACAAUUCGGCUACUGCUCGGUGUAAGACAGCAAUACUAACAAUAAUAUAAACGUAUUCACCAUAUGAACUAAUCGAAUAAUCAACUAUUUAUACAGCGUAGCCUACCCCAAAUCCUUCCCAAUGAUUGUAAUGAUUGUAACCUACAAUAUCUCGGCAGUCCCACGCCCUAUUCAUGUUAGAUGUAAGCAACCGAAAUAUUUUUCGGCAGUUAUUACUUUUACACUUUUUGUUUGAAACAAAAGAUAUUUACCCAUUUUAUAUUUUUUUUGUAACUCAGAAUUUAGCUUAAGUUUUUAAUCCUGACCACCGCUUAAAUUUACGUAUCGAACUGCAUUUAAGCACAUGAGUUUUUUAUAUUUUUAUUCAGCACCACGCUACAAAUGUUUCAACCAUCACAUAUUCGUAUUUAUGUUUACCUUGUUUUGGUUUGAUAUGCACUUCUUUUAUUUUAGUUUUAUUUUAUAUAUAUUAAUAUUAUUUUUUGUGAUAAUUUAAAAAAGGCAAAACACUCGAAUUAAACUUUUAAAAUAAUUAAAUAAACUACUAUCAAUAUUUAACGC